Necator americanus (New World hookworm) is the source of this 459-nucleotide messenger RNA. RefSeq lists its product as uncharacterized. NCBI's taxonomy places the organism in Eukaryota, Metazoa, Nematoda, Chromadorea, Rhabditida, Ancylostomatidae. The record is from RefSeq and is a predicted model, not a curated record. Bases 1 to 459 code for a protein of 152 amino acids. The transcript is spliced from 4 exons.
AUGCAUGGAUUGACGGUUAUGACGAUUUGGAGCGAUUUUCAGAUGGUCGAGCUCGUCCACCCGAGAAACGAAUCGAAUGCCGGACGACGAAAAUUGUUGCUCAAGUUGCUUCAGCUUUCUGUGUUUCUCCACUUUUUGUGCUUUGCAAUCCGAACAUGGUUAUUCAAGUUGUGCUGUGGUGGUGUCGUGACAGUGUGCUAUGUGAUCUUACUGCAUGGAUUGAGAAUCGCUAUCAGUGGUCCCGAUGACUUGUCUCCCUACGAGUUUCUGACCUUUCCAAUGGAGUGGGUCGCCGAGGGACAUCAAUUAUCCGACCAACCCGGCGCUACAAGAGGACCUGGAAAGAAGUCUCUGGAACGCAUUCGAGAGGAGGAGGAGUACAAGUCUAUUUUCAAUCCUGACCAGUUUUAUGCUCAGUUCUAUUUUUCUCUUGUUGAUGAAGACGACGAUCAAGAAUAA